Zasmidium cellare ATCC 36951 is the source of this 2130-nucleotide messenger RNA. RefSeq lists its product as uncharacterized. Gene Ontology annotation, biological process: regulation of transcription by RNA polymerase II. The transcript is spliced from 2 exons. Gene Ontology annotation, cellular component: nucleus. The record is from RefSeq and is a predicted model, not a curated record. Bases 1 to 2130 code for a protein of 709 amino acids. NCBI's taxonomy places the organism in Eukaryota, Fungi, Ascomycota, Dothideomycetes, Mycosphaerellales, Mycosphaerellaceae.
AUGACGUCUGCAUGCUCGACCUCCCUCGAUUUCUCUUCAUCAACAACUUCAACUCCUCCACAUUCCCACCCCUACUACGCCACCACGAACCACAACCACAACAACAACAUCGCCACGCACAUCGACUAUUCGCAGCUCGACGCCACCGCAUACAACGACGCAUUGGCCUAUUUACAGCACUCGGCCGCGCCAUCAGUAAACAAUCCCCCGAGCGCGCCCAACAACGCAAUCCAUCACCCGACGCCCGUACCAGCGACCCAGCGCCACAAACUCGUCGGCCUUAGGCACGACUCUGCCAUAACCUCCGCCGGCGUGGACACACACGACUGGCAGACGCCCAUGUUCCAGUCGCAGGCCUAUAACAGUGUGGGAGGACCUGUCGUUGGCCACACCCGGGGAGUCAAGAGAGCGCGUGUUCACCAGCGCACACCAUCGGCCUCGACGGUUGCAUCCACCGGCCCGGCGUCACCGUACAUGCAAAACGGGUCAUACCCUCUCAUCGCCAACACGGAUCACGCUCCAAAUUCGCCCGCCUUCUACGCUGACCAAGCCGCGUACCUGCCGAAGAAUCUUCCAACACCCUCGCAAACGCCUACCGAUAGCGGCUUUGCGAAUAUCGCGCACAUGCCAAGCCAGGCUGCGCACAUGCCCAACGCUCAUCUGGCUAUGAAAGACUUUGGUAUCGGCCAUCACACCUCAGAAGACUACCUCUCAGACUUUGUGCCUUCAAGACAGUCCAUGUCGAGCUACGGCAACGACUCGCCUGCCACGCCGCAAUCUGGCGCUGGCGACGUCGACGCAAAGCAGUACAGCAUACCUCCGAAUGACUACCGACAAACCAACCCAAACGUUCAGCUCUUCCGAACAGAAUCGCAAGCCUUCCAAGACGAACUCUACAACCCGAACUUCGUCCACACGUCUGCGCCAUCGAAACCAGCCAACUCCUACCUCUCGCCACACCGAAAUCUAGUCACGGAACGACUACAGACUGCAAACUUGGCGCGAUCUGCAUCGCCUGCUUCUGCAAUGUCAAGAGAACGCUCUCCCUUCAGAGAUGGGUCGCCACUCGCACCGGCGAGGGACUGGCGGCCACAGGCUGGUCCAGCAGUGACUGCGGCUGGAAUGCGACAACAGCAAAAGGACGAGGUAGUUGAAGCAGAAUAUGCGCAACACCGUGCGACUCUGCGAAGAGAGCCUACCAAGACCAUCUCUCCAAAGGAUGCAGUGUUGGACUAUCACGAGGGCGACCAGCCACCGCUCUUUCAGGAUAGCAUACCCGCAGGCUACGAGAAGCACAUGGGUGGGACAGAGCAGUGGCCAACAAACAACUAUUUCAGCCAGCCAAGCAACGGAUUUGGAGACAUGUCAACCACUGGUCAGCAGAGCAUGAGUUUCAGGAACGCCACCGCUGACGGCUAUUCCGGUGCUGGAUUUGACUUUAACACAUUGCCACAGGGGACGGACCAAAUACAAAACGUACCCUUCCAGGCAAACUACCAGGCUGCUGUCCAGGCCAAGAUGAACAACUUCUCCGAGCCAACACCCAACUUCAACCCACCCAGCAUGCCUUCCAUGGAGACCUCCAUCAGCGAUGCCGGGUUCCCUCAGUCAUCGCAAGACAGUGGCGCAAACAUUACGCCUCAGCGACCUGAUGACACUCGUGCGAAUACGGGAACCUAUACUUGCACCUACCAUGGCUGCACGCAACGCUUCGGAAGCCACAACGACCUGCAAAGGCACAAGCGCGACUACCAUCGCACACAGCAGCCGGUCAGAGACGGUGCGUCAACAUCAGGCACGGCGUCCACGUCACCUCGCUCGACCGAGUCACCGGAACGAACUGGAGGUAUGACCUCCGCCGCUAUCCUGGCGCGGAACUCUCAGGCCGGGCCUCACAAGUGCACGCGCAUCAACCCAUCGACGAAUAAGCCGUGCAACACCAUCUUCUCGCGCCCUUACGAUCUGACGAGACACGAGGACACCAUCCACAACAACCGCAAGCAAAAAGUGCGAUGUCCCAUGUGUCGCGAGGAGAAGACGUUCUCACGUAACGAUGCGCUUACGAGGCAUAUGCGCGUGGUGCAUCCUGAAGUCGAAACUUUUGGCAAACGCGGAAGGCGAAGCGACUAA